Messenger RNA from Mycena citricolor, 4237 nucleotides. The record is from the annotation of a GenBank genome assembly. Lineage: Eukaryota; Fungi; Basidiomycota; Agaricomycetes; Agaricales; Mycenaceae.
CAUCGCCCAUUUCGGAAAGUCGAUUGAUUACGCCUCUCUUCCACUCAUGUACAGACUCUGUUGGGUGUAGACGAGUCUCUAGCCUAGCCUGUCUUGCAACUGACACUGAAUCUGUGCUGUUUCCUCUCGACCUCACUCGAAACUCUCGAAACUGUGCAACAAACUGGGUUCCAAGACUCAAGUAACACCAUGCAACCGAGUCCAAGACCAUUCAAAAGGAUACGCGUCACACCGCCCGGCGAUACCACGUACACAGUGCAUGCCGCCGUGCCCAGACUAAGUGGCUCUCAGCUCCUCCUCGCGCUUCCCUCUGUGCUCGUCCACCCACCCACCCACACAGCCCAUAAGCGCACACUGUAUCUCUCCCUGCUUUCUCUCCGACGAUGUCUGUGCCUACCGAAUCCGGGUGGAAUAAGGAGGGGUGAUGGAUCUGCGGCGUGGGAUCUCUCGCAGACGGACGAAUGCCGUGCAUGGUGCGCGUUAGCGGAGAUUGGGUUGAUUGUUCUAGAAGGGGGAUUUGGAGAUGAGCCGUGGGCUUCUGGGAUUGAGUCGGAGAUUGACAAGGCGCUCGGUAAAGCUUCCCUCAUUGCCUCGAAACACCCAACACUCUCUGCGUUCCCGCAACAUCUUUCGCUCCUCUCCGCACGUGCCGCUCCGCAUCGCGCUCGGCAACUACUGAAGCCGGUACCGACCGCAUUCAUCGUCGGCGGCACCCUCGCAUUCUAUUACGCUCAUCUUUCUUGGUCCGACCAUCUUCUGCAGGGGCUCAUCCACAAUGCCGCUGCCCCCAUUGCACGAGACAUUGUCGCCCUGCGCACGGCCCUUUCGCCUCUUCUCACGGCGCCGCACAUAAACAUCGUCCACCUCGCACGACUGAUAGAGCUGCGGGCGCUGAUUGCGCUGGGCCGCUGGGACGAAGUGGGCCCCGCUCUAGAGCGCGCAGAGACUUCGAUGGGAAUCGCGUUUGCCGCUCCCCCGGCACCGCCGGGCCUGCACACGACGUCGGCAUUCCACGCAGCGCUGGUCGUCCAUCUUCUCAUCCUGGGCAUCGUUUGGCUUUCGUAUUCCGCCGGGGGAACGGCACAGACCUCCGCACGACUGACGCUCCUGUACACCGUGCUCGAUGCUGGCGUUUACAAUGGCAAGCACCGGCAAGCGGACAUCGAUGGACGAUUGGGGCUGGAGAGUGAGGGUGUGCUGGAGGUCCCGCUUGAUCCAACGCUUCCGCCGUUGUACAUCAAGUCGACGCAUCCGAGAGUGCUUUAUGCGUUAGGGUACUUGAUAAGCGCUGUCGCGCGGCGCGACUUGGUCGGCCGUAAGCCCAAGCGCAAGACAUUUGUCUUGGAGGGACUGGGUGUUGUUGAUCGAGAGGCGUGCAAGGAACUACGAGUGCCGCGGUGGGCAAGUGCCAGCGACGUGCGAGCGAUUGAGCUGCAGAUGGCGAAGAUCAAAGCGGAUUUGAUGUGUGAACUUGUCGCAGUGUCGAUCAUGCGCAGCGAGUUUGACGAGGCUGAGCGGACAUUGAACAACGUCAUCGCACAUGCUAGAACAUACAACCUCUUCUCCGGUGCACUUGCUCCCCGGAUCACGUUACUACAUGGACAGUUGGCCCAUGCCCUCGGUCGACACGCAAGGGCUCGUCAAUGCUAUCGAGUCUCUGCUGCGUUGGCUCAGGAAGCCGGCGACGUCGAAGGCAAUAUAGCAGCCCGCGUCGGCGAGGUCGCGCUUCUCAUUGGCCUGCAGGAAACCAACUCGGAACUAGAGCAGCUAGGACAUGAGGUUGCUGCCGCCUGCGGGGGCCUUAGCGGAGCGAUGCGAGCGAUCGGAGAAGUGAUUGAAGGGGUUCUGACAAGCGAGAUCCUUAAAGCCAAGCAGCAUCUGAAGAAUGCGCUCAACUACGCGACGGAAAGUCAAGACAAUCACCUCCGGGCUCUGAUAUUGGCUCUUAUCGCCGCACAUUAUCUUCACACUGCGGGAGAUCAGGCGCAGAUGAUGCUCGGGACGUGUGAGCAGCUCGCUGCUGGGCUUGGCGCACCGACCAGGAAAGGCAAUGAGCAGCCGGACGCGCUGGGCAACGCACCGUUGCGGUUGUGGGUGGGGGAGCGGUUCCUGGAAUUGUACCGACGAGAUGGCCAGACGGAAGCUAUUGCGAAGCGGGAGGAGACGAAUGCUCUACUGAGGCGGGCGGUUGCAUCCCUUUUUGCACGGGAGCGCUAAGACUGGUCUUCAAUCCAUACCCCUUGGCUUGUGUCAUGUGAUAUCCAUUGCUUUACGGAGCAUCCGAGAGCCCGGGUCGGAUCUUCAAUGAAAGAAACAAACCGAUAACCAGGCCUGAUUGAUCCGGUCAUCGUGACAUGAACCACACCGUGGUCGUUCACUACUUCCACACGAGGAGUGUUUAGUCUUCUUUCGGCAUGCGGCAUCUGCUUUCGUGGGACACCUGAGGAGCAAGCACGUCCUUAAGAAAGCAGGGUUUUCUCAUCAGCUCCCUAUUCAGCCAUGUUAUCCCCCACCGUCCUAGGCUUAUCCGGUCUCCUCCUGCUCGUGUACUUGUUUCACCGGCUCUCAUACAAGGGUGGCUCCCGCACGACUCGUCUCCGCGGGCCGCCCAGCAACGAUCUGAUAUUCGGGCUUUCGCAAAGUGGACUGAAGACCACGGACGCCAGCGACGUCUACGAGCAGUGGGCGGCAGAAUACGGCGCCGUUUUCCAAGUCCCCAUUGGUCUCGGGCGGCGCAAGAUCGUCCUGACCGAUCCCAAGGCACUGCUGCACUUUUACAGCUCGGAGCGCAGCGUGUACGUCAAGACGCGGAGCAGCCGUGUCUUUAUCGCCGAGAUUUUUGGUCGAGGCCUUCUAUGGGCGGAGGGAGAUGUGCACCGACGGCAACGCAAGGCCUUGACACCGGCGUUCAGCAACGCGGCGAUCCGCAGAUUGACGAGCGUCUUUUUCGACUCGACGUACAAGCUCAAGACGCUCUGGGACAACGUCAUCGAAUCGCAAUCCCAGAAUGAGGCCAUCAUCGACGUCCAAGGAUGGAUGAACCGUGUGGCGCUGGACAGCAUCGGUAUCGCAGGAUUCUCACAUGACUUCCACUAUCUCGACGGCCACGAAUCCGCGGUGACAGUUGCCUUCGAGUCGCUGCAAGCGACCGAGCCAGGUUCGCUCGCGGGCGAUGCCGCGCUGAUCAUUGCCAACACGUUUCCGUUCGUUCUGAGCUUACCCACGCAGCGAAUGCAGAUGUUCCGAGCGCUCGGCCGCAGCCUUGACGUCAUCGCCGAUCGGCUUCUGCAGAGCACAAGACGGGAGAAAGACGGAAAUAUGACCGAGGACAUGACAGACAAGUCUGUCAUCGGUCUUCUCCUGAAAGCCGAGAUCGCCGAUGCCGAAUUGUACAUGACGAAGGAGGAAGUAGUGGCCCAGCAGAAUGUUCUUCUGCUCGCAGGUGAGCGCCUUGUUUCCGUUACUGGACGUUCGACGAAUCGCUCCUGGCAGGUUACGAAACAACGUCCGUAACGUCUGUCCAGUGGGCCCUCAUCGAGUUGGCGCGAAACCCGACCAUCCAGAGCCGUUUGCGGGAAGAGCUGCUUAGCCGGUUCAGCAGCUCGGAUCCUACGUGGGACCAGCUGAUUUCGCAGCUCCCGUACCUCGACGCAGUCGUAUCGGAGGUGCUUCGCACUCACCCUCCGGUGACAGAGACUCCGAGAGAGGCCGGGGUAGAUGACGUGAUCCCACUGGGCACGCCAGUCGUUACCCCAUCCGGCGAGGUCAUCUCGAGCGUCUCUGUUGCGCAAGGAGAAAUCGUCCUGGUGCCUAUACGCUGCAUCAACCGAUCUCAAGCCUUGUGGGGACCCGAUGCCGCCUCGUUCCGCCCCGAGCGCUGGUUCGACGAGAUCCCAGAGAAGGCCGGGGAGUUGCAGGGCUACCGACACAUAUUGACCUUCCACGACGGACCCAGAGUGUGUUUGGGCAAAUCGUUCGCUUUAGCGGAGUUCAAGGCGACUCUCUCGGUUCUCGUGCGCAACUUCGAGUUCGAGCUACCGGAUGGGCCCGACACGAAGAUCGGAACGCAUAUGGCCGUUGUUCCGCGUCCGAAAGUGGAGGGCCAGGAUGGGGCAAAGGUGCCUUUGAAGGUCAAACGCGUCGACGUUUGAUGCUACGAACUUCGGUGUCAAUUCGAGUUAAAGUAACUUUCACUGUUCAUACGGAAAUGCAACAGUGGUGAAUGUCCUGCUCGUUU